Messenger RNA from Chlorocebus sabaeus (green monkey), 2679 nucleotides. The record is from RefSeq and is a predicted model, not a curated record. NCBI's taxonomy places the organism in Eukaryota, Metazoa, Chordata, Mammalia, Primates, Cercopithecidae.
AAGUACUUCCGGAGCUGCCGGGACGACUCUUUUGGAGGAAGCAGCACGGGCUUGACCGGCGUCGGCCCGCCGCCUCUACCGCCGCUUCUCCCCAAUCCGGUCCCUCUGGCCCGGCCUGACCCGGUCUGGCUUGUCCGGGCUCAGCGGCCGCGAGGCCGCAGCUCCCGAUGGAAAUCAUAUUACGUAGAAUACUUGGGUGACAUCUGCCUGAGAGAUCGCCAAGAAUUACAGAAGACAAAAAUACUAAUGCAUUUGAGAAAUCGGUAGUUUUGGGGGGAGGGGGAAAAAGCAACUGCUUUCCUGAUCUGCAACUUGGCUGGAUGCUAAGAUGUCAGUGGACAUGAAUAGCCAGGGGUCUGACAGCAAUGAAGAGGACUAUGACCCAAAUUGUGAGGAAGAGGAAGAAGAAGAGGAUGAAGACCCUGGGGACAUAGAGGACUAUUACGUGGGAGUAGCCAGCGAUGUGGAGCAGCAGGGGGCUGAUGCCUUUGAUCCCGAGGAGUACCAGUUCACUUGCUUGACCUACAAGGAAUCUGAGGGUGCCCUCAAUGAGCACAUGACCAGCUUAGCUUCUGUCCUAAAGGUGAGCAGUGUUGUAAACUCCAGUGUAAUCCCCCUCCAGUUAAAUCUAAGGAUGAGCUGUUGUUAAUUAAUGUCUCCUCCAGACUAAUUGAAUGGCCUUGUAGCUUGAAACCAAAUGUAUGUCAACAUCAUUUGGACAUUUUGUUACAUUUGCUUUGUUUUCUAAUAUAUGCAUAUCUAAGGUCCUCAGAUUCCCAAAUUAGUAAGAAUUAGAAAGGAGGGGUGGGACAGAUUCAAGAAAGAUGUACCAUACCAGAAAUGUGUAGUAGCAGAAUUGCACAACUUUGCACUUGUUUCAGGAAGUGAGUUUUCAAGAAUUUUAUGAGGUUGAUACAAUAAGCAUCAGAAUCACCAUCUUCUGUAUGACUGAGUGACUGAUAAAUGUCUGGAGAGUAUCCAGAUCCCUCUGGUUUGCCCUGAAUAAUCAUUGCCUUUGGGCUAAUGAGCUCAUUUGUUUCAUGUACUGAUUUUAAUAUUUUUUUCUUAUAGCUUGUAUUUCAUUGAUAUAGGGGGUGUUAGUAUGGGAAUUAUAAAGAAUGAACAAAGUUGAUUAUUCCAGCAAGCAUUUUAUUUUUUAACACGUAAGCUAAAACAUACCUUUGGAUGUCUUGCACCUUAGGCCAGUUAUUAUCCUCAUUAUUUAUAUUUUUUAUGAUCAUUUUGACAGUUUCCCAGCAAGCAUGUUUCCUUCUCUAACACUGGCCAUUAUGGGAAAUUGGAAAUAUUUCUCUUACUUUAGUGUUUUUGCUAAUCUUUUUUCAUGAAUUCUUAUAUGAAUUUUGUUUCUGAUUAAAUUUGGGGUCAGAAGGGCACCUUGGCAUGAUGUCAACCAAAUAAAUUUUAUUGGUACUUAAACAGAAGUAACUAAGGUGUGCCUUGUAUGAUUUCUAUAAAAUUUGCUUUAUCUACUAGUUUAGGGAUUUUUUUUCCCCCAGAUGGUUGGCAAAGGUUAAUAUCUUGGAUUUAGAUACUCAGGUCUUUAUUAGCAACUGGCUGGAAGCUGAAAGCUAAGGUUUUUUUUUUAUUUGUGAUUCAUUUCUAGAAGUGAUUGUAGACUUCUCUCUUGUGCUGAGCAGAAAACUCUGAAGAAUGGGGACCUAUGGAUCCUCUGGGUGUGGGAUUUCUGCACUAUGGCUAUAGCAAAGCUGCUGAACCCCUGCCUCCAGAGGGCAUUUCCCUGAUAGAAAACAAUAAUCGGGUUUUUCUUCCUCACCAUGCACACCUCUCUCUUGUUGAUCAAUAGUUUAUUUUGCUUUAGUCAUGCUGUCAGGUUAUAUACAAUGUUGGUAUUUAAAAUAAGAAAAGGAUAUGUUCAUAAUGUUAGGUUAGAAAAAAUAAUAUUAGGAAUUAUGUAGUGUGUGACUAUGCUCUGGACAGUGUCAGUUGACCAAGUUCACAAGGAUGUUCCUGUCUAUACACAGGAAUUCUCAGAUUGUCAAGCCCUCUGUAUUGGCUUUUUCUGCCUUGCUAGAGACAGCUGAGGGGCCCAAGCACCUGUCCCUCCCUCCCUCCUUCCCUCCCUUCCUUCCUUCCUUUUUUUUUUUUUUUUUUAAUUGUGGUAAAAUAUAUGUAACAUAAAAUUUACUGUUUUAUAUUCUUCCUUCUUAUACAUGGUCAGCCUCCUGGAAAGCUUUCCCUUCACCACCUCAUCUCUUACUGCCCUUAGGGGUCCUCAGAGUCUAGCUCGUGCUUUCUCUGAGUCAGUUUCCUUGAGAGCCCCUAGAGCACAGUGGCCAUGCCUGCCUUUGUGUCCAAACAAUACAGCUCGUUUAUUUUUUUAGAUUAUGUACUGCAGUCUUCUGACUGCUUUAUGUUUUACCUGUUCACACAUUUUGGCAUGAUCUCUCCAACUAGAUUGUCAGUUCUUGGAGAGCAGUAACUCUCUUGUACCUUAUCUCCUCCAUCAUUCUUGUCACACAGUUUCAUCUACAGUAGGUAUUGAAUAAUUGCUUGGAUACUUGUUGAUUUUGUUUAUUGUUGAUGAUAGUAGCAGCUGCUGCUAUUGGUGUGAGUUAGAUUUCCUAGUCCCUGAUAUAUUUUCUUUCCUAUUGGAAAUGAAGUGAAAGGGUAUUGAUCUGGCCUUUAAGACUGAGAAGA